This is a messenger RNA of Poecilia latipinna (sailfin molly), 1092 nucleotides long. It is a transcript of the gene selenou1a, whose product is annotated as selenoprotein U 1a. The record is from RefSeq and is a predicted model, not a curated record. NCBI's taxonomy places the organism in Eukaryota, Metazoa, Chordata, Actinopteri, Cyprinodontiformes, Poeciliidae. Gene Ontology annotation, molecular function: antioxidant activity. The transcript is spliced from 7 exons.
CGCCGCCGGCCGGGAUCUGUUUACUCAAGGAAGGUCUGUGGCCGAGGCGGCGUUUCAUGAAACGUCAUUCAUAUUGGUGUUUCAAUAUUAAGUGAAAUCUUGAGGGUGUGUGAGUGUGUAGUAAGAGGCUCAGACUUUUACCACCAUGCUGGCUCUGUCCAGAUGUUCAGCGGCUUUGAGCUGGAGGCUUCCCCUGUGUUGCUCUGCCGUCCGUCUGGCGAGCCGCUCCGUCGCAGCCGGCCCUCAGUUUCUAAAGAGCCAGACUGCUCAGUUUCACCAAAGCGAAGCCAGAGCAAGUCCUGAUCCAAACAAGAUCACCUCAGUGUCUGGUUUGGAGGGGGCCCUGACCGAGAUGGGGAUGUGGUCCCUGGGCAUCGGCGCUGUCGGAGCGGCCCUGGCCGGGAUCUUCCUGGCCAACACUGACAUGUGUCUUCCUAAAGGUGCCAGCGCAUCGCUGGAGCACCUCGAAGACGCCGAUCUGCGUUCCACCACAGAUGAUGGAAAGGUUAUAAAAGCGAAGAGCCUGUGGGAGAAGAACGGCGCGGUGGUCAUGGCCGUACGGCGGCCUGGAUGAUUUUUGUGCAGAGAGGAAGCCUCUGAGCUGUCCUCUCUGAAGCCCCAGCUGGAAGAGCUCGGGGUCCCUCUGGUUGCCGUGGUGAAAGAGAACGUCGGCUCAGAGAUCCAGGACUUCAGACCGCACUUCGCCGGGGACAUCUACAUAGAUGAGAUGAAACAUUUCUAUGGACCACUGCAGAGAAAGAUGGGAGGGCUAGGCUUCAUCCGCCUUGGGGUGUGGCAGAACUUUAUUCGGGCCUGGAGGUCCGGUUACCAAGGUAACAUGCAGGGCGAAGGCUUCAUCUUGGGAGGAGUGUUUGUCAUCGGACCAGGAGAUCAGGGAAUCCUCCUGGAGCACAAAGAGAAGCAGUUUGGCGACAAGGUGGACAUAGCGGACGUCCUGAAGGCUGCGCAGAAAAUUGUUUCAGCGAAAUAGAACGUUGAUUUAGAUCUGAGCUAAAAUGAACAAAUAAUUUUACUUUGAGUUGUGGUUUACGUUGACUAAUAUGGCAAUAUACCUCCAAGUAAUUUGCUGUU